AUGGAGAUCCUUCGGCAGCACGGCGUCGCAGAAGAGAUCAUCAAGCAAGGUACACCACCACAUCAACUGAGCCAAGUCUCAUGGCAGACUUCCCUGGCCGGCGACGGUCCUUUUGAUCGUAAGAUUUUGGGAACCGUUUACACUUGGGGCUGCAAGUCCGGUACACCGGAGCACGCCACGUAUCUGCGAGAUGCGCCUCACUUGCCAACCAAUCUUCCACUGCUCCGUUCGGAACCCAUUCUGCGUGAUUUCGCGGAGAAACGCAACCCGGGCAAACUGCUCUUCCAUCAUAACGUCAGAGACUUCGAAGAAAAUGAAGACAGCGUUCUCGUCCACGUGACGGACAAAGAUGGGAAGGAGCAGGUCUAUCGUGCUAAGUACUUGGUCGGUGCUGAUGGUGGCAAGACCAUCGGUCCUAAGAUCGGUGUCGAGAUGGAAGGACCCAAAGGCCUUAGAAAGGUCGUAUCCACACAUUUUAAGGCCGACCUCUCCAAGUACUGGGACGACCGCACAGGUAUCACUCACUUUUGCAACCCCUCCUUGGGCCUAGGCAUGCGAAGUGGCUCGAUGCUUCCUCUAGGUCCGACAUGGGGACGAUUUUCGGAAGAAUGGCAGAUGCAUUUUGCCAUUGGCGCAGACGAACCUACAUUCCCGCGCGAAGAGGCAGUCUCGCGCAUCCGCCAGCUGCUGAAACUGCCUGAUCUCGAGCUAGAGGUCCUGAGUCUCAGCAAUUGGGUCCUGGAGAGAGUGCUGGCAACCAAGUACCAACAAGGCCGUGUCUUUAUCGGCGGCGACUCGGCCCACCGACAUCCUCCAACGACCGGUCUUGGGCUCAACACGGCGGUGCAAGACGCUCAAAACCUUGCAUGGAAGUUAGCAUUCGUCCUGCAGGGUAAGGCCUCAUCCAAGCUUCUAGACACCUACGAACAAGAGCGGCGGCCAAUCGGGAAAAUAAACUGCGAUUGGGCUCUUUUCACGUCUCGACGUCAUCAUGUCAUAGGGAAAGCUAUUGGACUUGAGGAAGGGAAGCCCGAGGUCAACGAAGCACACUUCACAGAAAUGUUUGACCCAGACUCUGAGAUCGGAAAAGCCUCGCGGGCUUAUUUGCAAUACGUCGUCGACGGUCAAAGGGUGGAACACCACGCCCAUGAAAUGGAUCUUGGUUUUGUCUAUCCACAAGGCUCCUUCGUGCCCGAUGGCUCGCUAGCUCCACCUCGCGAUCCUUUGCACCAACGUUAUACUCCGACAACCCGACCAGGUCACCGCCUGCCUCAUGCCUGGCUGAAUAUGAAAGGCAAGAUGUACUCUACGCAUGAUCUUGUGGGCCCCGAAGGCAACUUCCUGUUGAUCACUGAUCGAGACGGUGUGGAGUGGGUUCAGGCCGCCCGGAAGGCUGCCAAAGCCCGAUCCCUGAGGCUCAAUGUCGCACAAGUCGUUCAACCUUUGGAUAAACCAUCCGAUGAAGAAUAUGUCGAUCUCGAACAGCAUUGGGCAGAGGUUAAGGGCAUUGGAGCCAAGGGAGCGAUCCUUGUUCGUCCUGACAACAUCGUCGCUUGGAGAUCGCCUGGACCGGGCUCAGAGCAAGACAUAGGUCAUGCUUUUGAUCAGGUUCUUGGAAAAAACGCUAGUCUUACCGUCAACGGGUCGAAGUGA
This is a messenger RNA of Fonsecaea multimorphosa CBS 102226, 1653 nucleotides long. RefSeq lists its product as uncharacterized. The coding region runs from base 1 to 1653 and encodes 550 amino acids. Gene Ontology annotation, molecular function: FAD binding. The transcript is spliced from 2 exons. The record is from RefSeq and is a predicted model, not a curated record. Lineage: Eukaryota; Fungi; Ascomycota; Eurotiomycetes; Chaetothyriales; Herpotrichiellaceae.